AAAGGUUUAUUCCUCAAGGCUCCACAGCCGAAACGUUGUGUUUGAUUUCUUCUCUUUUCAGCUUGGAAUAAACGACUUGAUAUUUCUGACGUCACGAUUUGAAGGCGGGACAUCCUCCCAGGCAAGGGUGAUUGACAUAUGGAAGCGGAAGUGGCGAGAGGUUAGUGCAGCCUGUGUAGCGAGCGGGAGGUGGAGAUCUUGGAGGAAUCAUAGAUCAAGAAGAUCACGGAGAUCCCUAAUACGCGACCGACCAUAUCGCAGCACCGGCGGACACCUGGGGAAUACGCAUUACAACCCGACCUGCACGGAGCCUCUGGGCGCUGGAGAAGAAGGGAGAGAAAGAGACACAGCCAGGGAGUGCUGAACGCAGGGAUCCGGACACGCUGGUGCAACAAUAACAGGGCUGCCCAUCAGAGCAUCUCCGGGCUCAGACGGACAGAUCGCCGAGUCAGCGCGCACAAUCGCUCAUUGCAUCCGUUUUCGGGAGCAGACGGUCAGGAUGAGCAGUGAGGAGUUGAACCUGGCCGCUGUGCCUGUCCCAGUGGAGGACGUCCAGGGAGAUGGGCGCUGGAUGUCCCAGCACACUCGAUUUGUCCAGGAGUGUAAGGACAAGGAGCCAGAGGUGCUGUUUGUGGGAGACUCCAUGGUGCAGCUCAUGCACCAAUAUGAGGUGUGGAGGGAGCUGUUCUCUCCACUCCAUGCGUUGAAUUUCGGAAUUGGGGGAGACACUACCAGUAAUGUCCUGUGGAGGCUGCAGAACGGCGAGCUGGAGAACAUCCGUCCCAAGGUGGUGGUGGUUUGGGUAGGAACCAACAAUCACGAGCACACAGCUGAGCAGGUUGCCGGGGGCAUCGUUGCCAUCGCAGAGCUGCUCACGUCCCGUCUGCCACAGGCCAAGGUCGUCAUCCUGGGCCUGCUGCCCCGGGGGGAACGUCCCAACCCCCUGCGGGAGAAGAACCAGGCUGUGAACACCAUUCUGCGCUCGGCCCUGCCGCGCCUCGGCCCCGUCCAGUUCCUGGACGUGGGGGCGGGCUUCGUGCACUCUGACGGCACCAUCUCCCCGCGCGACAUGUUUGACUUCCUGCACCUGACUGCCUCUGGGUACCGCGCGGUGGCCAAGCCGCUGAGCGACCUGCUGCUGCAGCUGCUGGACGAGACGCCCGAGGAGAGGCGCGCGUCUCUGGUCUGAUGGGCGCCGGGACACUACCACAGAGAGAGAGCGACCAAGAAACACACGGGCAGUGAAGGACGCACUCUGCAGGGAAACAGAGCAGACUCACACAAGUGCAGCUUGAUCCAUUCCAGGCUCGGGCAUGAGGGCCAGCAGCAGGCACAGGGUUGGAUGGUUGUUCCCCAUUUUUAUAGACGUCUCCGAUGUGAAACAUGUACGGCUGCUUUUCUGCAGUGUCAGUGUAGUUCAAACUGAAUGGGUCCCAUAAGCAUGCAGUGGCUGGCUUAUCUCUUUCCCUGCACUCAGACAAUGAACCACUGGCUUGCACUGACACUGAGAGAAAACUGAGAAUCACACUUUGAGAUAACAUAGCACCCUUCCACUACACAGUGAGGCCAGCCAGGUAUGGACAAGCUAUCAAGCUGCAACCUCAUCAGGGUAACUCUGCCCCUGCCUCUGCAUCUGAUUGGAUAAAAAGGACUUUGCACACCCCAGCCAGAUUGGUCAAGGAUGAGAUGUGGGGUGGGGCAAAAGUUUGCUUUAGUUAACUUGCCCCAAAUUCUGAAACUCCGGAUUUCACUCUUCACCGCCAGGUUACAGGGGCAAUAAAUUGGCUGCACUGGACGUGGGGGAGAGGUGGUCUUUUGGGGUUCCUGGGGAGUAAUACAGGGAGUGUUUAAUACAGAGGAGGCUUGGUGUUGUAUCAAGUGGGGCUGAGGGAGAGAGUGAGAGAGACUUCAAAAAGAGAUUUGUAGCAUCCAGUCCUGGAAUCCUGUAUAAAACUGGAAAACUGGAUAAAAAAAUGGCCAGGAAAACUUGUAAAACUCGUUAGACCUGUGCAAGUCUGUGAGCUAUGCUGAUGCAGCUGGGAAGACAGCCCAUUUGCCUUUAUGUGAAACAGCUCAAAUAUUUGAUGUCUAUGAGGAAUAAAACAGAAAAUCAGCUAGGAUUGUGGAGGUUGGAUCUCCUCAAGAAUUGGACUCCCAUUGCGUAGCUGGUACAGUACGGCUGCAGAUAUUUUAAAAUUGAGUUCUUUUCCUUUCCUGCUUCCUCAGUACAGCUCAGAUGGGGGCCUGCAGCCACACAAACCUGAAAUGGAUCAAACUGCUCUGCGGCUGGAGUCUUCCAGUUUCCCUGUUCUGCCUCACUGUGCAUUGCAUGUGUCCGUGUUGCGUGUCACCACGUCAACAUGUUGGAGUCUGAGAGGUGUCCCGUGUGAGUGUGUGUAUUUCAGCAUACUUGCGUGUCUGUGUCACUACAAUGUGUAUGUUUGGGAGCAAAUGUGCGUGUUGGUCUGAGUGGGGCGGUCAGGAUGUGUGUUUGUGCGUGACUGAUUGUGUAUAUACAGUAUAUAUAUAAAUAUCUAACCGCAGUAGAUGCCUUGUGCUGUAGGAGGCAGUCUGUGCUGUGCAGUGAAAACCUUGAGUAGAAGCACUGUGCUGUGUUGUCCAGACAGAGCAGAGUCUGUGUGCUGGCUGGGCUUAUCUUGUGUUUGAUGUAGCAGAGCAUUUCAAUAAAGGACCAUAGAGCUGA
This is a messenger RNA of Lepisosteus oculatus (spotted gar), 2704 nucleotides long. RefSeq names its product platelet-activating factor acetylhydrolase 1b, catalytic subunit 2 (gene pafah1b2). The record is from RefSeq and is a predicted model, not a curated record. NCBI's taxonomy places the organism in Eukaryota, Metazoa, Chordata, Actinopteri, Semionotiformes, Lepisosteidae.